Nematocida parisii ERTm1 is the source of this 715-nucleotide messenger RNA. RefSeq lists its product as uncharacterized. NCBI's taxonomy places the organism in Eukaryota, Fungi, Microsporidia. Gene Ontology annotation, molecular function: nucleic acid binding. The transcript has a single exon. The coding region runs from base 1 to 699 and encodes 232 amino acids. The record is from RefSeq and is a predicted model, not a curated record.
AUGAGUUCACUUCCAAUAAGCGAGGCCAGAGGCUCGCAAUUUAUAAGGCGGAUGUCUAUAAAGCACGUAAACCAGGUGGAAUUUGACGAAGAAUCAAAACAGAACACACAGUUCCGAGGGCAGGGAGUAAGCCUAGUGGAAUUAAUGGGAUGGAUAACAUUUGAAAAUGACUCUGUGCACGGGGGAAAGAAGUUUACUCUUUCUGAUGGAACCGGAUCAAUUUCCUGUCUCCUGUGGGAUGAGAAAGACUCUUCGCACAUAAAAAAGGGGGCGUACAUCCGAAUAGUAGGAAGUUUAAGCAAGCACGAGCAAAAUAUAUCGAUAAACUGCACCAUUACCACACCAAUCACCGAUGGAAACAGUGUGAUGUACCAUCUCCUCAUGCGCAUAAUUGAUGCGCCCAGGGCUUCUCAAAAGGACUUAUUGGCCCCCUCCAUUAUUUCAGAAAAUGCACCUGCAGCAAGCCAGAGGGAAGAAGUGCAUCUGGGUAAUUUUAAAAAGAUACAUCUUGACAUUCUUUCAUUCUUCUCUAAUAACCAAGGAGAAACUGGCCUGCCCAUAAAUAUCGUAGUAAGCUCUCUCACAUCAUCUAAAGUAUACUCUAGCGCGGAGAUAGACAGCGGGCUGCAAUAUCUAAUAAGGGCUGGAAAGCUGUUCUACAGCACAGAAGACAAAAAAACGUUAGCACUGUUGGAUUAAAUAAACUUAUGUGGAA